Molecule: messenger RNA, 2930 nt
Organism: Brassica napus (rape)
Lineage: Eukaryota; Viridiplantae; Streptophyta; Magnoliopsida; Brassicales; Brassicaceae
Product: expansin-B4-like
Exons: 4
Coding region: 17-814 (265 amino acids)
Biological process (GO): sexual reproduction
Cellular component (GO): extracellular region
Source: RefSeq, a predicted model, not a curated record
ACAGAGUUGAUCGUCAAUGGCAUCACCAUCACAUAGAUAUUUUGCCAUCAUAGCUCUUUUCGCAGUCUCCCUCAAGUUUUGUUAUAGCCAAAAUGUCACAAUAGAUGACAGUGGCUGGGGCUACGCCGGUGUUACUUGGUACGGUGAAGCUGGCGUCGCCGGUAGCACCGGAGGAGCUUGUGGAUAUGGUUUUGCAGUUGCCAAUCCACCGUUGUACGCGAUGGUUUCAGCUGGAGGUCCUUCCCUGUUCAACAAUGGAAAAGGAUGCGGAACAUGUUACCAGGUUGUGUGCUUGGAGAAUCCAGCGUGUUCGAUGAGACCAAUAAGGGUGACGAUAACAGACGAGUGUCCAGGUGGUCCUUGCGCCUCUGAACCAGCCCACUUUGACCUUAGUGGAAAAGCCAUUGGUGCCUUAGCCAGACAUGGCCAAGCCGAUCAACUUCGAGCUGCUGGUGUUCUACGUGUUGUUUAUAGACGUGUUCCGUGUUCAUAUAGAGAGAGUUCAUAUCGUUGGUCUACGAUAGCUCUCCAUAUUGACGCCGGGGCAAAUCCAUACUACAUUGCAUUUGUUGUGGAGUACGAAAAUGGCGACGGAGAUUUGGCCUCCGUUGAGAUUCAACCGGCCGGUGGAAGUUUUAUCCCCAUGCAAGAAAUGAGGUCCGCCGUGUGGAAGUUAAACUCCGGCAGCGCUCUGAUAGGCCCGUUCAACAUUAGACUUACUUCCGGUGAAACUGAUAAAGUAAUUGUCGCUCAGGCUGUUAUUCCAGUGAAUUGGAGAGCUGAUGAGACUUAUCGGUCGAUCGUCAACUUUUAGAGUUUUUUACUUUUUAGAGUUAUUUUUACUUUUUGUUCUCAUUCAUUGUUCUCGCUAGUAUUCAUAUCAGCGCUCAUCUUAUUUUUUUGGCUAUUAUUUUCUUUAUCAAAUAAUGGCCUUGCAAUAAGAUUUUUUUUAUUUUUUUGGCAGUUAGUUCAUCAAGAGAAUUGGUACUAAAAUUUGUUUAUCUAUCAAUAUGAUUCAUCAAUAAAGAGAGCCAUGAAAACAAAUCAAGAAGAUUGCUACUAAUAAAAAUGUCCAUUUUUACUCAUACCUCAGAUUUUUGCAACAUCUGGUAACUAGGGGGGAGGAGGUUAUUGGGAGAUAAAUUUGUAUAGAGUUUAUAAAUUUUAAUAGAUUUUCAAAUUUAUGUGGAUUAGGAAAAUAUAUACAUAUUGACUUACAAAAUUUGAUCAUAGCUUUUCUAGAUUUCUACAUCAUGAAUUUAUAUUACUUAUUUUUAUAAUUCAUUUUGUAAAUUAAAUAUAUUGUUGAGAAAUUUAAAAUAUAUCGUUUAGGAUUUUUAAAAUAAACAAAUAAUACUUAAAAUUUAAACUAAAUCUUUUAAAAAUAGUUUCAAAAAGAAUUCAAAUUUCAAAAUAAACUUUCUAGGAAAAAAUGGCAAAAAUGUUCCGAAAAAUUUGAAAAUGUGAAAAACAAAUUGACAACAAAAUUUGAAAAAUUAUAUAAAGUUUGAAUUCAAAUACGUAUGAUUCGAAAACUAUAUAGUUUUUUAUUAUUUAUUUAAUGAUAAACAAUAAAAUAUAAUUAUACAUUAAAAAGUUAAUUAUAUAAAAUGUAAUGAUUAUAAUUUUGGACGUACAAUUUGGGUUGAAGGGGCACAAGAUAUUUGGCAAAAAAUGAUUAUUUUGUAUUCAAGAUUUUUCUAUCACAUAGAUUUUAUAAAUCUCAUGUAUACGCAUGAUAUUUUGAAAAUUAUGUCUUAUGAGUAAAAAAUGGAGAGGAUUCAUCUCCAAAUAACACUAGAUUUAGUUAUAAUUAAAGAAUCAAUAACAACUAAAAAAAUUGAAUAACAAGAGAUUUAAUACAUUUUAAAAAUUCUCAAACUAAUAAUAAAGAAUUUUACAAAGAUUGUUAAAAUCAAUGAACCAAUAACAAUAUAAUCUCAAAAUUUCCAAAGUUGAUGAGAAUUCGUUUGUCAAUAACCUCCUAAAUUAAUAUACUAUAUAUGGGCUCAUAUAAUAUCGAGAAAAUUAUAAGUAGAAUUACUAUUUAUGUUUAUAAUUACACGUGGAGUCACUUUCCAGUUAAGGCAUGCUUUUUUAUUAUGUUCUUUGUCAUUUAUGUCCUCUAAAACUUAACUCUCUAAAGCUAAUCUCUCUCUCAACUCUAGUUUCUCCUCAAAUUAAAAACGUGCUCAAACUCUCUCAUAACUCAAACUCAAUUUAUCGUCAACAAAAAUCGCCAUUGCCUUUUUCUCCUUACAGUCCUUUUUUUGGUUUUCUCUUCUAUUUUCCCUCAUUCGUCCGAUCAAUAUCACCACCGCAAGCGCCACCGUUCGUCCAAUCAAAUCUCACCUCCGUUCGCCCGAUCAAAUCUCACCACCACCCCAACCCCAAUGUCCAAAAUCUCAUGGCGAACCACAAUCAGAUCACCACAGCAUGGACCACCGUUCGUCCUCGUCAUCUUACAAAGCCAAUUAAUCAUCUAAGUGGCACAAGCACCACCACAAGCCUAUUACUGACAUUGUCGUCGUCUGCUCGUGCUCCCCCAUCGUGUCUUCUUGUGCUCCCCCAUUGUUUUCAACUCAGGUCGUCAUCCUAUUCACUGCUGUGAAGCAGCCCCAAUCAAAGCUCCAAGCCACCAUCAAGCACCGUCCAAGUCGGCUCCUCUGUCUCCGUUCUCUACUCUCACAUGUGUAUGCUUCUUCACACCGGAUUUAGCCUCGCAACCGUCAGUUCAUUCAACCGUCGCUUCGAGCUCAAGAUCGUUUUGGCUGCCGUAUUCGUCGUCAAUUCAGUUGCAUAGGGAAAGGUCGAGCAACAAUGUUCAAGUUCCUUAUUUUUACACAUAUGGUCCUUUAAGCUUCAGAUAUCUGCAAUUUGACCCCAAAAUUCUUUAAUUUUCUUAUAGAUCCUGUUGAUUUCACCCCAAA